Molecule: messenger RNA, 2733 nt
Organism: Hypomesus transpacificus
Lineage: Eukaryota; Metazoa; Chordata; Actinopteri; Osmeriformes; Osmeridae
Product: transketolase-like
Exons: 14
Coding region: 278-2164 (628 amino acids)
Biological process (GO): pentose-phosphate shunt, non-oxidative branch; ribose phosphate biosynthetic process
Cellular component (GO): extracellular exosome; endoplasmic reticulum membrane
Molecular function (GO): transketolase activity; thiamine pyrophosphate binding
Source: RefSeq, a predicted model, not a curated record
CAGACACGCACUUGCACUCUGCCUUCGUUGAGCCUAUGCGCUUGCUGGUCUUCUUUUAGCCCAAGAAUAGCCAUAUUCAUUGCUUUCGAACACGCCCCCCGACAAUCUCCGCUCUCAUCUCUGUAUCUCUGUCUUCAUUUCUAUCUGCCUGCAUAUUCACGGGACAGGGUCAAGGUGAUUUUACUCUAUCUUUGACGUCUAAGCUUGUGUUUCCUCUUUCUGGGACAGCAUUUGACAAAGUUGUAGUUUGUUUACAUACGGUCAGCAGUGCACCAGUAUGGAGGACUAUCACAAACCCGACCAACAGACCGUACAGGCGCUCAAGAACCUUGCCAACCGGCUCCGGAUCAACUCCAUCAAGGCGACAACAGCAGCGGGCAGCGGACACCCCUCAUCAUGCUGCAGUGUUGCAGAGAUCAUGUCUGUGCUCUUCUUCCACACCAUGAAGUAUCGCCCUGACGACCCACGCAACCCCAACAAUGACCGCUUUAUCCUCUCCAAGGGGCACGCGGCCCCCGUGCUGUACGCGGUGUGGGCAGAGACGGGCUACCUGAAGGAGAGCGAGCUGGUGAACCUGCGUAAGGUGGACUCCAUCCUGGAGGGACACCCUGUGCCGAAGCAGCAGUUUGUGGACGUGGCCACCGGCUCUCUCGGCCAGGGCCUGGGGGCUGCCUGUGGGAUGGCUUACACUGGAAAAUUCUUUGACAAAGCCAGCUACCGUGUGUACUGCCUGCUGGGGGACGGGGAGAUGUCCGAGGGGGCGGUGUGGGAGGCCAUGGCCUUCGCCUCCUACUACCAGCUGGACAACCUGGUGGCCAUCCUGGACAUCAACCGUCUGGGCCAGAGCGACCCAACGCCCCUGCAGCACCAUGUGGAGAAGUACCAGAAACGCUGCGAGGCCUUUGGCUGGCAUGCUGUCAUUGUAGAUGGGCACAGUGUGGAGGAGCUGUGUAAGGUUUUGAGUCAGCCUCGCCACCAGCCCCUCGCUAUCAUCGCCAAGACCAUCAAGGGCAAGGGCAUACCAGCUGCAGAGGACAAGAUGGGCUGGCACGGCAAGCCCCUGCCUAAGGACAUGGCGGAGGGUGUGAUGAAGGAGCUGCAGGGGCGCAUGGUCACCAGCAACAAGCGUCUGUACCCGGCCACGCCCAGCGAGGAUGCCCCGCCGGUCAGCCUGCGCAACAUCAGGAUGCCCAGCGCGCCCAGCUACAAGACCGGGGACAAGAUCGCCACAAGGAAGGCCUAUGGCAUGGCUCUGGCUAAGCUGGGCCGCUACAACGAGCGCGUGGUGGCUCUGGACGGAGACACCAAGAACUCCACCUUCUCUGAGAUCUUCAAGAACGAGCACCCCAACCGCUACGUGGAGUGCUACAUUGCCGAGCAGAACAUGGUGAGUGUUGCCAUGGGUUGCGCCGUUCGGGACCGCAACGUGGUGUUCGCCAGCACCUUCGCCACCUUCUUCUCCCGCGCCUACGACCAGAUCCGCAUGGCCGCUAUCUCCGAGAGCAACAUCAACCUCUGCGGCUCGCACUGUGGCAUCUCCAUCGGUGAGGAUGGGCCUUCUCAGAUGGGCCUGGAGGAUCUGGCCAUGUUCAGGGCCAUCCCCACGGCAACGGUAUUCUACCCUAGCGAUGGGGUUUCCACAGAGAAAGCUGUAGAGCUGGCAGCCAACACCAAGGGUGUGUGUUUCAUCAGAACCAGUCGUCCAGAGAACGCCAUCCUCUACAACAGCACCGAGGACUUCCAUGUGGGCCAGGCGAAGGUGGUGUAUAAGACCAACGAUGAUCAUGUGACCGUGAUAGGAGCCGGGGUGACCCUGCAUGAGGCCUUGGCUGCAGCGGAGCAGCUAAAGAAAGAGAGGAUCAACAUUCGUGUGAUCGACCCGUUCACCAUCAAGCCCCUGGACUCCAAGACAAUCAUCGACAACGCCAGGGCCACCAGGGGACGCAUCCUCACUGUGGAGGACCACUACUAUGAGGGUGGUCUGGGGGAGGCGGUGUGCUCGGCGGUGGCGAGCGAGGCGGGCUACAGCGUGCACCGACUGGCGGUGGCCCACGUCCCCCGCAGCGGCAAACCUCAGGAGCUGCUGAAGAUCUUCGGCAUCGACCGCGACGCCAUCGCCCAGGCCGUCCGCAAGAUGCUGAGCGGCUCCGCCAACUCCAAGUAGAAGGGCAGGUUCGCCACGGCGAGUGCCGUCCCAGAUUCCGCUGCGACGGACGAGGGAAGGGGAGCACUUCUGGUCACACCGCUCCCCCCCCCCCCCUCCCUCUGCCCCCUCCCUCUCCGGCAAAAGAGGGGAAUGAAUGAGUUUAGAAUAAAUGGAAGAAUAAAAUGGGUUAGGGGGUUUUCCGAUGUUAUUUUCUGAUGUGUUUUUGAGCCCCUAUCCUCUUCCCACCUACACCAUGUCCUGACUCGUUGAGCCUUGUUGGGAGUUCUGUUGCCCCCACCUCCCACAACCCUCUCUCACCCCUAACCCCCACCCCAGAAGGAAUACAUCAUUAGUAUGGCUAAGGUCUAAACAUUGUUUCAGGGUAAAAGAUGGAUUCCCCUUUUUGGGGGGUAGCAAACAUGCACAUUCGCACCUCAUACACCCAGUCCCAGCCCCCCCCCCCCCCCCAACCACCAAUCACCAACCAGUAGAGCGAGUGUGUGAGUGAACCUGGUUUGGGUUUCGACAGACUACAGUUCGAACCGUUCCCCCCUGGCAGACUUGACUGGACACUACUCACCAAUAAA